AACAAAAAGGGAAGCACAAGUAGGCAUAAAUCUCUGGAAGAUUUGUGCAUGUUCAUGAUUCUUCACGUUAACAUGAGUAAUUGACAAGUGAGUCUGCUUCCAUCCACAGAAACUCCUUGGCUUCAUACUCAUCACCAAUAUCUAUUAUAAAUAACUUAUACAACCAUUAGAGUCCUCAUUCAUUUCAAUCAAAGCCCUUGAACCCAUUCAAGUUCUUUAAGUUCUUCAAGUUCUUCAAGACUAUUGUCAAAAUGGCACCUCAUGGAGAAGCUAUUCCAAGGAGCAACAACUUCUCCAAGGCACCAAGGCUUUCAUCCAAUGCCCUCCAAAGAACAAUCUCAGACAUAUCCAUGGAGUUAGGGAAGGAGUUGGCUAUAACAUCGGAUACCAAACAGGAUGCGCUUCCACCGAUAUCUGAGAUCGAGGAUGCGCGGUGUGAGUGUUGUGGAAUGAGUGAGGAGUACACUCAAGAGUACAUCGAUCGGAUGCGAGACAAGUUCCUUGGGAAGUUGAUAUGCGGGCUAUGCUCUGAGGCUGUGGAAGGAGAGGUGGAGAAGCAUGGAGGGAGCAAAGAGGCGGCGUUGAACGCUCACAUGAGCGCCUGCGCAAGGUUCAACAAAUUGGGGAGGGCUUAUCCGGUGUUGUUUCAGGCUGAGGCAAUGAGAGAGAUGUUGAAGAAGAGUAGGAUGGAUGGGAGAGGUGGUCUUAGAGCUAAGUCUUUGAGUCCUAGAGACAAAGCUGCAGCAGCCCAAAAGAAAGGUGGGAUUGCUAGGAGUUCAAGUUGCAUUCCAGCCAUCAUAAGAACAGAGGAUCUCAACAAUCUCAAACUACAAAACUAAGUCAUUUUGCUUGAGAUCUCCUAAUUUUAGCCACUUUAGCUGCUCUUUUCAGUGUUCUUCAACACCUAGUUUCAUAGCCUGGUUUGAAAGGUCAUUUUUUCUAGGUGGGCUUCUUAAACAAGUCGGUAAACUUCUAGUUGAGUGUCAAUGAUGAAGGGUAUCUAUUCUGGGAAACUAUUGAUAUUAAGCUCUAGGCCAUCUUCAUUUCUAACCUAUAAACAGCAUGUAUCUAUAUGAAGCUUGUUCUAAUAAAAUAUGGUCUUUUAC
This is a messenger RNA of Cucurbita pepo subsp. pepo (vegetable marrow), 1106 nucleotides long. The record is from RefSeq and is a predicted model, not a curated record. Lineage: Eukaryota; Viridiplantae; Streptophyta; Magnoliopsida; Cucurbitales; Cucurbitaceae.